AUGACGUUAAAUGCCAGCCAAGUGGGGUUCGCUCUGGAAUCCUGUGUUGUAUGUGCUAGAGCGGUAAGUGCUCCCUAUUGCUCACCACGGGCGGCUGCAGCAUUUGGUUGCAAAGGAACGGCUAUAACAGACCAAACUAGAAAUGAUGUUCUCAGCUUUUUCAACUUCAUACGCCAACGUCUAUCUCAAGGAGAGUACAAUGAGUAUGGGAUAUCAUCUGCAAGUGACAUGAACAAAUUGAGAUGGGACUGCAAUCUAGAGGCAAUUGCUGCGAGACUGGUGCAGAACUGCCCUGAAGACGUACCAUUAUCGAGCGCAGAACACGCAUUGAAUUUCAACUACUACGGACCACACACGGCCGAAGAGGUGCUUAAAAGUCCGAUUACUGCGUCAAUGUGGAAGUGGACAGAGAUUGCAAAUGCCGGCUGGCCAGCCGACAAUGUCUUCAAUGGAAACGAAGUACUGCAUAGUUUUGCUAAUAUGGUUAGUGCAAAUGCGACUGCUGCCGGUUGCUACAGCUCCACUUGUGUCGAACGUGCAUCUUCGGCGUGUGUAUUCUCGCAGUGUGCAAUACCCAAUGGAGUUUUAGUGUAUACCUCCGGAACUCCUUGUGAAAAUGGCGGCCAGUGCGCAAGUCCUAAAACUGGAGUUUGUGAAUACGGAAUUUGUGUGCUCACUGCGUGA
Molecule: messenger RNA, 684 nt
Organism: Angiostrongylus costaricensis
Lineage: Eukaryota; Metazoa; Nematoda; Chromadorea; Rhabditida; Metastrongylidae
Source: the annotation of a GenBank genome assembly